CCACGCCCCUUCGUCGCGCCGACCGCACCAUGAAGCACAUCCCGGUCCUCGAGGACGGGCCGUGGAAGACAGUGUGCGUGAAAGAGCUGAACGGCCUCAAGAAGCUCAAGCGGAAAGGCAAGGAGCCGGUGCGGCGCGCGAACGGCUAUAAAACUUUCCGACUGGACUUGGAAGCGCCCGAGCCCGGCGCCGCGGCCAGCGCCACCGCCGCCACCAACGGGCUCCGGGACAGGACCCAGCCGUUCCCGAUCGCGACCCCAGUGCCAGCCUCCGUGGCGCCGGCGGUUCCUCCAGGUGGAGGCACCGACCUAGCCAGGGAGCUCAGGGGCAUCCGAGCGCCUGAAGGCGCAGACGCGCGCAAACGCGGCUUCGCUCUGGGCACGCUGGGACCCGGACUGCCCACGCCACCGCCGCCUCCGGCUCCCCAGAGCCUGGCCUCCGGGGGUCCCGAGACGCAGCCCUUCCGCGAGCCGCCUCUGCGUCCCCGCAUCUUACUGUGCGCCCCUCCCGCGCGCGCCCCGCCGCCCGCGCCUCCCGCACCCCCAGCGGCGCCGCGAGAGUCCCCCGUGCGCCCUCCGCCCCCCACGCGCUCCGGGGAAAGUUCCUACUCGUCAAUUUCACACGUAAUUUACAAUAACCACCCGGAUUCUUCCGCGUCGCCUAGGAAACGGCCCGGCGAAGCGACCGCCGCCUCCACCGAGAUCAAAGCCCUGCAGCAGACCCGGAGGCUCCUGGCCAACGCCAGGGAGCGGACGCGGGUGCACACCAUCAGCGCAGCCUUCGAGGCGCUGAGGAAACAGGUGCCAUGCUACUCCUACGGGCAGAAGCUGUCCAAACUGGCCAUCCUGAGGAUCGCCUGUAACUACAUCCUGUCCCUGGCGCGCCUGGCUGACCUGGACUACAGUGCCGACCACAGCAACCUCAGCUUCUCCGAGUGUGUGCAGCGCUGCACGCGCACUCUGCAGGCGGAGGGGCGGGCCAAGAAGCGUAAGGAGUGACCUGCCACAGGCUAGACCGUGGACACUGCUGUGGGUCUCUUCCCAGUCGGGCCUGAGGAGAAAGAAGCUGGGGCCACCAAGAGGCAACCAGCCUCAUUUUCUGUCUUCUCCAAGAUGCUACCAGAUUCUCAGCCCACUUACCACCUCUCAGGGCCAUGCAGGACCAGGACAAGGGCACUCUGCCUCCCACUCAGUCUCCUGCUGUCCUCCAGCCAUCCAGGGUUACUUCAAAUUUUGCCUUCUGCCUGGUGGGGCAGGCUAGUGCCAAAGAUUCUCCAGAGAUUGUCCAAGGAAACUAUGGGAUGAAACCCCACAGCUUGAGCUACCAUUGCUGCCAGCCAAGUCCACCUCAAGCCAAAGAUGGAUUAACUUCUGCCAGGAACUCGGAGGAGUGGGCAUUUGGGAACCGUCAGCAGCGCUUAGCCCGCUGAUCCGUGCCGUCUGUGCAGGGCCCUGAGCUGGCUGGGCACAAGACAAGCCCCCAAGGGCCAUGACAGGCAGGCUGGUGGUGGAAGGUGGGGUCUGAGAUCCUGGGCCCGUCCCAUUAGCUGCCCAGGCCUCCAACCCCAUUCCCAAUGUUCUUUGGGUCCUGGCUCCUUCUUGGACACCACACCUCCUGAGAGUGGAGGAAAAGGUUCGGUGUGAAGGGGCAAUAUUGCCCCAUACCCAACCCAGGACAUGCCUCAAGGCAAUCUUUCUGAACGUCUUUGCUCCCAGGGCCUGUCCCACCAGGUACCUCACCAGUGGCCAGACUCAGGCUAGCACACAAAGAUAGCACCCUGCUGGAAGGCAGCUGCCUAUGGACAGGCCAGGCAGGAGGGCUUAGGGAGGAAGGGACCAGGGAAUGAGCCAAUGUGGGGGAGGGGCACAUUUAAAGCCAAGGCCUGCUCCUGGUGCUGCAGAGGCCAAAGCCGUUCACAUCUGUGUGCAACCAUCUGCUUCAAAUUGAAGUAAAAGCUGCAACAUAUAAAGGAA
This is a messenger RNA of Psammomys obesus (fat sand rat), 1973 nucleotides long. RefSeq names its product atonal bHLH transcription factor 8 (gene Atoh8). The coding region runs from base 30 to 998 and encodes 322 amino acids. Lineage: Eukaryota; Metazoa; Chordata; Mammalia; Rodentia; Muridae. The transcript has 3 exons. Gene Ontology annotation, molecular function: DNA-binding transcription factor activity; protein dimerization activity. The record is from RefSeq and is a predicted model, not a curated record.